AUGAGCUCCGACAACCGCCAAAAGUACGGCCCGCAUGGCCGGUCAGCUCAGAGUGCGACACCGUAUCCCAGAGAAGGGUACCAGGUCCCACAGAUUGCACGCCCGUCCGGAAGCUGGUACUCCCCCGCGGCUCCAACCUAUACCCAGAACAACCCGUCCUACGGCUAUCCGCACCCGAAUGUUCAGCCGUACCCGACUUACCAGAGCAACCCGUCCUACGGCUAUCCGGGCCCCAAUCAGCGGUCAAACCUGUCUGCAAGUGCUGCAGAGUUCGUCCCUAACCAACCUCACCACGGCGCAGGCGGCGGCCAGGACUUUUCCCAGAGGCAGAAGCAUUCUCUCGCCGUACACAAGGUCCGUCAGCACCAGGAGUCCGAUGACAAGAGUGACCAAAUGCGCGAUUUCGACCGCAGGCUCAAAGAGAUGGAGAGGUCCCAUAAGCAGGACAAGGACGACAACAAGGUCUCUUUUGCCGUGGUUUGGGAAAAGUUGGAGCAGCAUGACAAGGCCGUAAGCUUCCUCGAACCGGCACUUGUCGAGAAGAUCUUCAGCCUGAUUCCGGCCACUAAGAAGGAAGAGUCCAAGACCAACACACUUCCUAAGCCGCCAUCGCGCAAGCGCGCCCGGACCGAGGAGUGA
Molecule: messenger RNA, 639 nt
Organism: Thyridium curvatum
Lineage: Eukaryota; Fungi; Ascomycota; Sordariomycetes; Thyridiales; Thyridiaceae
Exons: 4
Coding region: 1-639 (212 amino acids)
Source: RefSeq, a predicted model, not a curated record